Messenger RNA from Canis lupus familiaris (dog), 2259 nucleotides. RefSeq names its product polycomb group ring finger 6 (gene PCGF6). Gene Ontology annotation, cellular component: PRC1 complex. Gene Ontology annotation, biological process: regulation of transcription by RNA polymerase II. Lineage: Eukaryota; Metazoa; Chordata; Mammalia; Carnivora; Canidae. The record is from RefSeq and is a predicted model, not a curated record. The transcript has 10 exons. Bases 63 to 1013 code for a protein of 316 amino acids.
UAGGCAGAACUCCCGCGCUACCCAGCCGCCGGGGUUCGUCUCCCCGGGUCUCUGCCCCCCGCAUGGAGAGGGUCUCGGUGGCCGCCGGCAGCGCGGGCGUCGGCAAGGCCGAGGGCGCUGGAGCCAUGCCGCCCCCGCCUGCCGUCUCCCCGCCUGCUCUCACCCCGGCACCCGCAGCGGGUGAGGAGGGCCCGCCGCCCUUGCCCGAGGCGGGGGCUCCAGGCUGCUCGGGCUCCCGGCCCCCGGAGUUGGAGCCGGAGCGCAGCCUGGGCCGCCUGAGGGGCCGCUUCGAGGACGAGGACGACGAGUUGGAAGAAGAUGAGGAGCUGGAGGAAGAGGAGGAGGAGGAGGAGGAAGAGAUGAGCCACUUCUCGCUGAGGCUGGAGGGGGGUCGGCCGGACUCCGAGGACGAGGAGGAGCGCCUGAUUAAUCUCUCUGAGCUGACACCAUACAUCUUGUGUUCCAUUUGCAAAGGUUACUUAAUAGACGCAACUACCAUUACGGAAUGUCUUCAUACGUUUUGUAAAAGCUGCAUUGUAAGACAUUUUUACUAUAGCAACAGAUGUCCAAAAUGCAACAUAGUAGUACAUCAGACACAACCUCUUUAUAACAUAAGGUUGGAUCGACAAUUACAAGACAUAGUGUACAAAUUAGUGAUCAAUCUAGAGGAAAGAGAAAAAAAGCAAAUGCAUGAUUUCUAUAAAGAAAGAGGUCUAGAAGUACCUAAACCUGCUGUUCCACAGCCAGUUCCCUCAAGCAAAGGAAGAUCUAAGAAAGUCUUAGAAUCAGUGUUUCGUAUUCCACCUGAACUUGAUAUGUCUUUAUUACUAGAGUUCAUUGGUGCUAAUGAAGGCACGGGACAUUUUAAGCCCUUGGAAAAGAAGUUUGUCCGAGUUUCGGGAGAAGCAACUAUUGGGCAUGUAGAAAAAUUCCUCAGAAGAAAAAUGGGCCUUGAUCCAGCUUGUCAGAUAUCAUCUGUGGUGAUCACUUGUUGGAGCAGUAUCAAACUCUAAGGGAAAUCCGUCGUGCAAUCGGUGAUGCAGCAAUGCAGGAUGGUCUGCUGGUCCUUCAUUAUGGUCUUGUAGUUUCUCCCUUGAAAAUUACUUGAAGAUUCUAGCAGCAUUUGGAGGAGGGAAACAAAAUAAGGAGGCUUCUGCAGGAUUGCAUUUCACCAAAGAUUUCCACAAAACAUGUAAUUGCUACCACUUUGUGCUGUUUGAGGCAUAACUUACCUAUUUUCAGCACCAAGAUUCAUAGCAUUUAUAAGUACAAUUUGGAAUGAUGGAAUGCUUCUGCUUUACUAGAGACUAUAUAAAAAGCAUCAAUAGCUCAGGGGGAAAUUUUCAAAGCAUUAAAUUUUUAAAUUCCUUGUGAUUUCAAAUACUUUGACAUUGAUUUUGCUUCCUAACCUUUGACGUAAAUCGGUUACUAUUUUCUUCUUUGUUGAGCCAUAUCCCUUUCAGGUUGGUGGUUAGGAUUCUGCUCUCUGGAAUCAUAUCAGUUGGGCAGUCAUCCUUUUGGAAAAGAAGUAUGCUUUUGAACUAAAGAUUCAAAGCCAGUCUUUGCUGAAUUACAGAGUGUACCUCUCAGACAAAGACCAAAACUAUUGACCACUUUUGUAUGUUGCCAUUGUACUUUGAACUUACAUCUUUCAUUUACCAGCAAUACUACAGAGGUGAUACUUACUUCUAAAAGGGAUGAAUUCUCAUUUUGUGUGAAGAGCUGUCUCCUGCAGGGUUUAUGGCCUAUACCAUAAGCCUUCACUGUACUAAAGACUUCUUUAAAAUAUCUUACAACAAGGGGUGCCUCUUUGAAACAUUAUUUUUAUUCUUUGAAUGUUAAUUUGAUUAACAUUCAUUUUAUUUGAACACGUAGUUUGUCAAUACCUUGUAAUGCCACUGCUUCUGAAAGUAAUAAAGAAACUUGAGUACAUUUGCAAGUUUACAGAAUACUUAUUCAUUGAUUCCUCAGUAAGUCAACUUAAUGUCUGUUUUCCCAUUAUUUUGUCACUGGGAUAAAGAAUACGGGUGUUUGAGAGUUUACUCACGUGCAAAGAUUUCAGUUUUAAAUGUUAUUUUGCCUAAAAUUAGCAUUGUGAUGCUUUCUAAAAAGAUUUUUUAUAGACCCUAUUUCAGUAUAAAAUUUCCAACUCUGCAUAGAAACAGUUACAAAUGAAUAAGGUUUGGCAAUUGUUUUGUAAAGAAUUUGUGAAUUGUGUAUAAAUCUCUUCUAACAUUUAAUAAAAAUUUUUAAUAAAAA